Messenger RNA from Saccostrea cuccullata (small rock oyster), 1510 nucleotides. RefSeq names its product dnaJ homolog subfamily A member 4-like. Gene Ontology annotation, molecular function: ATP binding; Hsp70 protein binding. The record is from RefSeq and is a predicted model, not a curated record. The transcript is spliced from 6 exons. Gene Ontology annotation, biological process: response to heat; protein refolding. Gene Ontology annotation, cellular component: cytosol; cytoplasm. NCBI's taxonomy places the organism in Eukaryota, Metazoa, Mollusca, Bivalvia, Ostreida, Ostreidae.
UACUAAGUAAUGUGGACUUCCGGCUUAAUGAAUAACAGCCAGGCUGUGAGAGAAUCGUGGAGGAAUUCUCUAGAAACGUCUGUAAAUAUAAAUUACAAUCCUGGUGACGAAAGAGGCGAUAAUCUAGGAUAAAUCUGCUCUGUGUUAAGACAUUUUAAUAUCGGAAAUCUAAGAAAUGGUAAAAGAGACGGGUUAUUAUGACAUACUUGGUGUCAAGCCAACUGCCCAACCUGAUGAAAUCAAGAAGGCUUACAGGAAACUAGCAUUGAAGUACCACCCAGAUAAAAAUCCAGAUGAACCAGAAAAGUUCAAGUUGAUCAGCCAAGCCUAUGAAGUUCUGUCCGACCCCAAGAAACGUGAUAUUUACGAUGAGGGUGGGGAAGAGGCCAUCAAAGGGGGAGGAAGUGGGGGUGAUUUCCACAACCCCUUUGACAUUUUUGAUAUGUUCUUUGGUGGAGGGGGAGGAAGGAGGGGUCGGGGGCCCUCAAAGGGGAAAAAUGUGGUUCAUCAGCUCCAGGUCAGUCUAGAGGACUUGUAUAAUGGAGCCACCCGCAAACUGGCCUUGUCCAAGAAUGUCAUCUGUGAUAAAUGUGAAGGUCGUGGAGGUAAGGAGGGUGCUGUACAGAAGUGUACGAACUGUAAAGGAAGUGGAAUGCAGGUCAAGAUCCACCAGCUAGGUCCCGGUAUGGUUCAACAGAUCCAGACCGUCUGUAAUGAGUGUUCUGGUAAAGGAGAAAACAUCAACCCCAAACACCGGUGUAAAACCUGUCUCGGAAAGAAAGUGAAUAGAGAGAGAAAGAUUCUGGAGGUUCAUAUUGAUAAAGGCAUGAAAGACGGUGAGAAUAUCCGAUUCGCGGGAGAAGGGGACCAAGAGCCGGGAUUAGAGCCGGGCGACAUCAUCAUCGUCCUGGACGAGAAGCCGCACGACGUCUUCCAGCGGCGGGGCCAGGACCUGGUGAUGACCAUGGAGCUGGAGUUGGUGGAGGCACUGUGUGGCUUCCAUAGGACGAUCACCACCCUGGAUAAAAGAACCCUCGUCAUCUCCACCAUUCCUGGUGAAGUUGUGAAAACCAAUGAUCUCAAAUGUGUAAUGAACGAAGGAAUGCCCAUGUACAAAAAUCCAUUUGAAAAGGGCCGGUUGAUAAUCAAAUUCGAUGUGAAAUUUCCCAAAAACAUGAAAAUUGAACAAAUUCCGGAACUGGAGAAAAUAUUGCCACCGCGUAAAGAACCCACAUGAACAAUAGGUAGUUCUUUGACCACCACGUACAUUUUAAUAGCCUCGAUCUUCAAAUUUAAGGAAUACGAACAAAAACGUCGCCGAGAAGCUUAUGAGGAUGAUGAUGAUGACGAUAUGCACGGGGGUCAAAGAGUUCAAUGUGCAUCUCAUUAGUGAUGUAAAUUGUGUGGGGCAGGGAUGGGGUGUUUGAUUAUUUAAUUUGAAAUAAAUUGUAAAAACAAAAAAUUGUACAAAAAUGUAAAAAUGUGUGUUGUGUGUUGUGUUUGUGUGUGU